Messenger RNA from Penicillium diatomitis, 1059 nucleotides. Its product is annotated as NmrA family NAD(P)-binding protein. Lineage: Eukaryota; Fungi; Ascomycota; Eurotiomycetes; Eurotiales; Aspergillaceae. The record is from RefSeq and is a predicted model, not a curated record. The transcript has 2 exons. Bases 1 to 1059 code for a protein of 352 amino acids.
AUGACACAACCCCAGAAAACGAUAGCCGUGGUGAACGCGGCCGGGCGACAAGCGGCCUCGCUCAUCCGGGUCGCCUCCGCCGUCGGAUAUGCGGUGCGCGCGCAAAUCCACUCCCUCAAAGGGCUCAUCGCCGAGGAGCUGCAAACGCUCCCCAAUGUGACCCUGCUGCAGGGUCCGCUCCUCGACAAUCCCGCCCUCAUGGACACGCUCUUCCGAGGCGCCCACUACGCUUUCAUCAACACCGUCUCCCAGGCCGGCGAUGAGGUCGCCAUUGGUCGCGCCCUCGCGGACGCUGCCAAACGCGCCGGCUCCAUCACGCACUAUAUCUACAGCAGCAUGCCCGAUCACUCGGUACAUGGACCCUGGCCGGCCGUCCCGCAGUGGGCGCCUAAAUUCACCGUCGAGAAUUACGUGCGACAGCUCGGUCUACCGGCGACGUUUGUCUAUGCGGGGAUCUACAACAACAACUUCACCAGUCUGCCAUAUCCACUCUUUCAGAUGGAAUUGAUGCCCGAUGGCAGCUUUGAAUGGCACGCGCCCUUUGAUCCCGAGACCCCGCUCCCUUGGUUAGACGCCGAGCAUGACGUGGGACCAACCCUGUUGCAGAUCUUCAAGGACGGUCCUAAGAAGUGGCAUGGACAUCGCAUCGCUCUGACUUUCGAGACCCUCUCACCAAACCAAGUCUGCGCGGCGUUUACCCGCGCCCUAAAUCGACCGUGCCGCUAUGUGCGCGUACCUAAAAUCGAAAUCAAAGUCAAAAUUCCCCCAGGGUAUCGAGAACAGUUGGAGGCGUUGGAGGUCCUCUUUGGCGCAUACAAUGCGCCCUAUUUCCCACAGCCCGAGUUCUCGCAGCCGGCGGCCGGAUCACCAAAGGGUAUUGGUCCCGCUGGAGGCAAAGGUGCCGGUGCCGGCAUGAUGCAGGGACCGGGAGGUGUGGUCUCGUUGCGGGUCACGGAUGAGGCCCGGCAUCUCUGGCAGGGAUGGCGCGACAUGGAGGAAUAUGCGCGCGAGGUGUUUCCGGUCGAGGAGGAGGCAAAUGGACUGGACUGGAUGCUCUGA